Molecule: messenger RNA, 696 nt
Organism: Staurois parvus
Lineage: Eukaryota; Metazoa; Chordata; Amphibia; Anura; Ranidae
Source: the annotation of a GenBank genome assembly
AUGAAAUUUGAGGUGAAGAAGGAACCCCCAGAAGCCGACCGAUUCUGCCACCGCCUGCCACCCGGAUCCCUGUCUUCUACUCCGAUUAGCACCCCCUGUUCCUCUGUGCCGUCUUCCCCCAGCUUCUGCGCCCCCAGUCCCGGGGCACAGCCCAACCUGGAGGACCUUUACUGGAUGUCCAACUACCAGCACCACAUCAACCCUGAAGCCCUCAACCUCACCCCAGAGGAUGCCGUGGAGGCACUGCAGUACCCCGGGGAGGAAAUGCCAGCCUCCGGGCACCACCACCAGGUCCACCACCAUCACCACCACCACAACCACCACCUCAGGCUGGAGGAGAGGUUCUCGGAUGAGCAGCUGGUCAGCAUGUCUGUGCGGGAACUCAACAGGCAGCUGAGGGGCUUUAGCAAGGAGGAGGUGAUCCGCCUCAAGCAGAAGAGAAGGACCCUGAAGAACCGGGGCUAUGCCCAGUCCUGCAGGUACAAGAGGGUGCAGCAGCGGCACAUCCUAGAGACAGAGAAAUGCCAGCUGCAGAACCAGGUAGAGCAACUCAAGCAAGAGGUCUCCAGGUUGGCCAAGGAGAGGGAUCUGUACAAGGACAAGUAUGAGAAACUGGCCAGCAGGAGCUUCACCGCCAGGGAGUCCCCACAACAACCGUCCAACCCAGGGAAAGCAGCACCUGACUUCUUCAUCUGA